Molecule: messenger RNA, 342 nt
Organism: Guillardia theta CCMP2712
Lineage: Eukaryota; Cryptophyceae; Pyrenomonadales; Geminigeraceae
Exons: 1
Source: RefSeq, a predicted model, not a curated record
AUGGACUGCGACGGCGGCGUGACCUGCAACGGCGGCGUUACCUGCAACGGCGGUGCGGAGUGCAACGGCGGCGCUGACUGCAACGGAGGCGCUACCGGCCUCGAGCCCUCGCAGCUCCACGAGAUCCAUAGCGGCAUGGACUGCAACGGCGGCGUGACCUGCAACAGCGGCGUUACCUGCAACGGCGGUGCGGAGUGCAACGGCGGCGCUGACUGCAACGGAGGCGCUACCGGCCUCGAGCCCUCGCAGCUCCACGAGAUCCAUAGCGGCAUGGACUGCGACGGCGGCGUGACCUGCAACGGCGGCGUUACCUGCAACGGCGGUGCGGAGUGCAACGGCGGC